This is a messenger RNA of Exophiala aquamarina CBS 119918, 1599 nucleotides long. RefSeq lists its product as uncharacterized. The transcript is spliced from 3 exons. Gene Ontology annotation, biological process: regulation of DNA-templated transcription. Gene Ontology annotation, molecular function: DNA-binding transcription factor activity. The coding region runs from base 1 to 1599 and encodes 532 amino acids. The record is from RefSeq and is a predicted model, not a curated record. NCBI's taxonomy places the organism in Eukaryota, Fungi, Ascomycota, Eurotiomycetes, Chaetothyriales, Herpotrichiellaceae.
AUGGCGAAUAAACUGUCUACAAGCUCGGAGCAGAAUAAAAAAAAGCUACGUAAUCGCCUUUCCCAGCGUGCAUAUCGUCGCCGUCAAGCAGAAUGCGUGAGAGAUCUAAAGCACCGUACCAGCGCCGAUGAAUCCAAUGCUGAACAGAUUGAGGCACUGCAGACAGAAAAUCGAGCACUGCGGCGCGAGCUUGUCGACGUCCAAAACAAACUGUAUAGUGUGAGCGCUACGAUACAGAUGUUGACCGAUUCUAUGUCUCAAACGCUGGAUGGUAUUCCCGUCGUGAAACACACACCAGAAGAGGACGAAAGACAAACAGGGGUUUCCGACCGUGUGGGACAGACUGCCAGGGUCCAGAUCUCGAGUUCUUCGCCCGAAGACUUGUUGACUCUUGUGCCCGAUGUCUGCGAACCUGUGCUCUUAGACGAGCUCUCUCGCCCGCUGUAUAGUACCGCCCUUGCUGAAGAAAACAACGAAUCAUUUCCGACUUUUAUGAAUCGUACAACCGCGAGCCUCCAGAAUGCCUGGGGCGGGCCUGAAGCUCUGGAAGGCACCAUGGCCCCGGAAGUGGGCCUUGCCAAUGCGCAGCCUCUCUCGUAUGUGCAGAUUCCGAAUAUAUGGUCGUUUGAUUAUCAGAUGGGUCCCCAGUCGUACGCAAAUGCCCUCGCAUCUGGGACUGGUUGGAAUGCCCUGGCAAACAGCGUUUGGAAGCAAUCAAACUCGUCCUUCUCAGAUCACGUCCAGGUCAUUCGGCUUCUGCUGAAGAAAGAGCUCGAUGCAUCGUGGUUCCAGUCAACUCGCCCUCAACAGCAGAAAAGGGCCGAGUCCAAAGAUAUGCUGAUUGCCGACGUAACCAGUCUCUACCAACCAGUCCUGAUGGCCUUGUCAAUGUUCAAUAGCGUUGCGCGACCGAGCGCUAUGACUUGGUAUGCCAAAACGCGCUUCUACCAUAUCGCCAAUCUCACCGCCUGGCAAGUCGACCCAUCGCCAGAUACGUUUCAGAAGCUGCAUGAAAAUUACCGACCAACGCAGAUCCAAUCCAGGAAUCAAUAUCCGUGUGUGGUUGACUGGAUUCCAUUUCCAUCAGUCCGGGAUCGGAUAAUCCGACUUCACGCAGCGAAUCCGCACAUUGACCAGAUCUUCUGUGAUGCAGUCAGCAGCUACGUGGUCGAAGCGCGUAUGAGUGACCUCAUUCUCGGAGCGCCCCCCGUUAAGGUCUAUAUCCGAGUAACUGACCUUAUCCCUGCCAUGUCCGGCGCCGAUGAGACAAGCGCCGAUGCAGAUCUCGAGAGUCUCCUCCCAGCGCCAGAUAUACCGUCGUUGUUCUCAUCCCCGCGUGCCGCCCGGGCAGCUUUCUGGUUUUUGCACAUGGACCGCGGCAUUUCGUUGUACAAAAUGGAUCCUACUUUCUUCGACAGGUAUCCAGAGUUGUACGACACAUCUUGCAACAUUUCGGCCACUGGAUUCGCAUUGAAACCUGAUAUACAGACUAUUCUCACGUACCCACAGCCCCUUGACGCCCCUACGAUUGCGGUGUAUCGUGGGUUCCUUAAUUUCACCAUAGGAGGUUGGUAUCCACCCACGCCUACGCGCUGGUGA